Molecule: messenger RNA, 3159 nt
Organism: Porites lobata
Lineage: Eukaryota; Metazoa; Cnidaria; Anthozoa; Scleractinia; Poritidae
Source: the annotation of a GenBank genome assembly
AAAACUACCCAUCAGCAGAAGCCGUCCAGAGAUACAUUAAAGUUAAGAAUGAAUUGGAUAAGAUUUCCUACGACCGGGCAAGAGGAGCAUGUGUGCGCUCCAAGGCCCGUUGGCAUGAGUUCGGCGAACGAAGUUCGAAAUAUUUUCUUAAUCUUGAGAGACGAAAUUAUGAAAAUAAAUGCAUUACCAGCCUUAUACAAGAAAACGGAAGCAGUAUAUAUCACGGACCCAAAGGAAAUCCUAAAAGAACAGAAAAGAUUUUAUCAAUCCUUAUAUUCCUCGCAAAAUCCUCAAGUAAACGAUCCUAAAUUCAAAGUGUUCUUCGAUAAUGACAAGGUAGAAAAGCUGAAUGAUGAACAAAGAAAGAACUACGAAGGCUUGCUGACGGAGAAUGAGUGCUGGAAUGCUUUAAAAUGUUUCCAAAAAAACAAAUCCCCUGGCAAUGACGGUUUUACUGCCGAAUUUUACAGCUUCUUCUGGAGUCAAUUAGGCAAGAUAAUGGUAAACAGUUUUAAUUAUGGAUUCCAUAAAGGUGAGCUGUCAAUUUCUCAAAGACAAAGCAUCAUACGUCUUAUUCCAAAAAAGAACAAAAAUUUAUUGUAUCUUAAAAAUUGGAGACCUAUUUCACUUUUAAAUGUGGAUUAUAAGAUUGCCUCUAAAGCUUUAGCUCUCAGACUAAAAAAGGUUCUAUCGGCAGUUAUAAAUAACACACAAACUGGUUACGUAGAGGGAAGAUUUAUCGGUGAAAACAUCAGACUUAUAAGCGACAUCCUCAAUUUCACCGUUGACCAGGACAUAGAGGGAAUUGCUUUAUUUAUCGAUUUUGAAAAAGCAUUUGAUAGUUUAGAAUGGGAGUACCUAUUUAAAGCUCUAGAUACCUUUCAAUUUGGACCCGACUUUAAGACUUGGGUGAAAACUCUGUACACAAACAUUUCUAGCUGCAUAAUAAACAACGGCUUCGCCUCCGAGUCAUUUACUUUAAAGAGAGGAGUAAGACAAGGCUGCCCUUUGUCUGGCUUGUUGUUCAUUUCAGCCGCAGAAUUACUGUCUUGCUAAAUAAGAGCUGAUGAACAUAUAAAGGGAAUUCGAGUCUUAAACAAAGAAAUAAAAUUAUCUCAAAAUGCCGAUGACACCACCUCCUUUUGCAAAGAUAAAGAGUCGCUUGGGAAACUGUUAGAGUUAUUAGACCUAUUUAAAGAUUGCAGCGGUUUAAAGUUUAACCAAAGUAAAUCUGAAGCAAUGUGGCUUGGACAAAACGCAAAUAGGACUGAUACACUAUUUGGAGUUCAGUGGCCACAAAGGCCUAUCUCCGCUUUAGGGAUAUCAUUCUCUUACAAUCUAAAACUUUGCGAACAGGAAAAUUUUUCACAAAAGAUAUGUAAAAUUCAAAAGCUGUUUAAUAUAUGGUCUCAAAGAGAUCUCUCACUUUAUGGCAAGAUAACAAUCGCCAAAACAUUAGGGCUAUCGAAACUUAUCUUUGUAAGUUCGUGCAUACAUACACCGCCUCAUUAUAUAGAUAUCCCUAAUAGAUUGAUUACAGAUUUUGUCUGGAAUAACAAGAAACCAAAGAUAAAAAGGGAUACUCUUAUAGGUCCAAAAGAAAGAGGAGGGCUGGAUUUACCAGAAUUUGAGACUAUAUCCAAGUCGUUACAAAGUGCUUGGGUUCAAAGAAUGAAGAAUGGUGUAGAGGAUCAGUGGAUGUUAAUUCCUUUAUUUUAUUUGAAAAAUGUUGGAGGGCCAUUUAUUUUUUGAUUGUGAUUAUGAUGUAAAAUUUCUAGGCCUAAACAACUUACCAAUAUUUUACGCUGAUGUUCUUAACACCUCAUGGAAGUCCGAGAGCAAACUUCGGACAAUGAAAUCUGUGUUGAGAAUGUAAUCUUAUGGAAUAAUAAGCAUAUUUUAAUAGACGGUAAAUCAGUAUAUUGGAAAGAAUGGCAUGAAGCUGGUAUACUUAGAAUUAAAGACCUACUAGAUGAAAAAAACAGAUUCCUCACACUUAAUAAGUUUCUUUUAAAAACUGCCCUCAAGGCGCCUUUUACUAAGUUAUUUGGUUUAAUAUCAGCUAUACCUUAUAGAUGGAAGUGCGCUUUGAGACCGGGAUUUAUCAUGAACAAUAAAGAUAUGGAACAAAAUACAACUAAGGAAAUUAACGUGGUUACUAGCAAGAAGGUUCGCAAUAUACUUAUUCAAAGGAAAUUUGUAGAACCGUUGGCUAGCCUUCGACUAUGCAGGCAAGGAUUGGACAGUUCCAAACUUAGUUCCAUUUAUAUGCUUCCAUUUAAAAUAACUAAAGAAACAAAAUUAAGCAUAUUUCAAUAUAAGAUUGUUCAUAAUAUUCUUCCACAUGGGGUUCUGUUACACAGAAUGAAAAUCGUAAACUCUCAGGGGCACCCAACGAGAAUAUAGUUCAAAACCACUUAAACAUAGCAUUGUUAAACGUGUUUUAGUAUUUAAACAGUGGAUAUGGGCAUAUUUUUAUCCCCUAUAAAUUUUUCAUCUGUUCGGAUUUCCUAGCUGAAAGUCUAGUGAUCCGAAAAUUAUAGGGAUCAAUACUUACCCGUUCGAAAAUUUCAGCCAGAAAAAAGGCUCCCGAAAAUUUUAGGUGACCUUUAUACGGUAAAAAUCCGCUGAAAAUGGGCAAUUUUACCAUUUUUUAGAUGUUCGAAAAUCCUAGGAGAGGCAGGCAAGCAAGAAAUUUUACAACAAAUGUUUCGAAAAUUCUAGAUCUCAAAUCGUCUCCCGAACAGAUAUUUUUCCGAAAAUUGUCGUUGGGUGCCCCUGAACUCUCCUCUCUGCAUACAUUGUGAUUCCCUAGAAACGCUCUCCCAUAUGCUAGUUAACUGUAUAGUAAUUCAAAAGUUUUGGUUUGAAGUAAUUAGCUGGUGGAAAACUCACAGUGGUGAAUAUUUGCUAUUUGAUGACUUAAGUAUAAUGUGUGGCUAUAAUCCCGAAGAUCCUAAAAGGCAAAUCCUUAACUAUUAUAUCCUUCUUGGCAAGAGACAUAUCUUCCUGCAAAGGAGCGAAAUUAAACCCCCAAGCUUUGAUCACUUUCUUGAAUUCGUUAAAGACAAGUUAAUUGUGCAAAGAUCGAUUUUUUAUUCCAAAGGACAAAAAGCAAAAUUUCUUUCACAAUGGAAGCCUCUCCUCUCCUUACUGUAA